This is a messenger RNA of Solenopsis invicta (red fire ant), 7324 nucleotides long. RefSeq lists its product as uncharacterized. Bases 632 to 3622 code for a protein of 996 amino acids. Lineage: Eukaryota; Metazoa; Arthropoda; Insecta; Hymenoptera; Formicidae. The transcript is spliced from 6 exons. The record is from RefSeq and is a predicted model, not a curated record.
CGAGCGCGUCGGUGCUCCGCGCGCGCUGUAGGCGUUCCCCAGCUCGCGUAGAAAACUCGUUGACCUUCGCGCCUGCCGACGUUGCAGGAGUAUACGAAAGCGAGCAGCAGUCCGGCUGGAAAGUCUCCCCCGUCUUCCGCCGAUUUCGGUGGGACCCCGUCGCGCCCGAGAAUACUUGUCGUUAAGACACGCACGCUCGUUAAGUCCACUCCGUCUAACGGAGAGGACUUUGAUUUUUGCGCAAGUGUGCGCAGCACGUCGCGACUCGACGAUAUUUUUUACGUGAUUCAUACUUAUCGGUGCAAAAUUCGGAAGCGGAAACAUGGAGCUGAUCCAUCUUCAUAAAAAAGAUUGAACGUCUGUAACAUAUAUCAGAUGCUUCGCGUUCCUUUCUCCUUUAUCUAUGCGGGGGGUAUCGAAUACUCGUAGCAAGUGUAUCGACCUUUCGCCAGAUACUGCCGUAACGAACUCGGAUGCGAAACGUUCAUUUCUUCGAUCUCAAGGUUUCGAUCUAGGAAAACGGAGUGUCGCAGAUCCGACAGGACAGAGAGCACACGCCAUGCGUCAACCUUAAAUCUUGCGAGGGACGAGGAUCGGGAUCCGGGAUCUGUGCGUUGUGUGAGCAGCUAAAAUGUCGAAGAUGUUGCCAAAACUGAUGCUUCUGCUCUUGGCGGCAAUCCCGAUUGCAUUGUCCCAGAGCAACUAUGCGUCGCAGGGCAACAGCAUCGAGUAUCAGCCGGGACUGCCGCCGAGCACGGUCCUCGACGGCAAAGUCACCAAGCUGGACGACAUCUCGCCGAUUAUAUUUCUGAAUCGAACGAAAGCAUAUCUGAAUUGCGGCCAGGGUAGCAUGGAGGUCGAGCUCAAGUUUGAAGAACCGUUCUACGGGGUGGCCUAUGCCGACUUUGAUCGCAACAGCGCCUGCAUAUUCAAAGGACGAGGUGCGACGACCGCCAAAUUGGAACUACCUCUGAAAGGAUGCGGUACAAAGCAGGAUCCUCUACGCGUGUUCACCAAUAAUGUGGUUGUUCGUUUUCACCCCGGAUUAGAAAUGGACGGAGACGAAGUUAUCACUAUAGUGUGCAGAUAUCCUCCACCUGUGGCACCGGCGCCUCCUAAACCGCCAGCGAGCAUAAUGGCAACGCUGACGCCUGCGUCGGUGACCGAGCCGCCGCUGAAAGGCUUCCAGAUCCUGCUUAUUAUCUGCGCCAUCCUGUUCCUCUCGUUGCUCCUGCUUGGCCUCGGCUGCUCCUACAUGUGCCUGAAACGCCGAAACGUGCGCGUGGUCCACCGACAUCCGUUCGAAAGCGCCACCGGCUCCGAGAUAACGAAGCUGUCCGGCUCGUCCCUGAGUCACAUCACGAUGUUCGAGGGCCUGAAGAUACCACGCGCGCACGCCCUUCUUCACGCGGCCGUGUCCACUUCCGGUAGCGAGGCGAAUCUAGUGAUCGAUCAUUCGGACACAUUGCCGAGCGAUUACCCAAGCGAAAGCCACUCCGAGGUGGACGAGGAACGUUCGCUACCUGUAUCCUCCGCUGGAUCCUACGACAACAAGGCAUUCGUGGACCACCAUGAGGUUCAACGCCAAGUGGAAAUGCGCACCUCGAGCUCCCUGUAUUCGGAGACCGUGGCCGCCGAAGUGGAAACUUCCUCGAUGACAGCCGCGAACGCUUCGCGAGUCGUGGUGCCGCGACACCCCGUAGCCGUUCCCAUCGAGCCCAAGUUCGACGUGCAGAUGAGAGUGAAAAGAGCACCACCGCCGCCACCGAGCCCGUUGCCGUCGGAAUCCGAUGUUGCGAGCAUCGCCCUCGAGAGAAAUCUGACGACCAUUCUGGAAAGAGAGGAAAGCUCUCGCUCGCUGGAGAGCACACCCUACCGAAUGACGACCUUCUCCUACGUACCCGAGCUUCACGGACCACCGUCGUCCGUCUCGACCAUCUCUCGGCAGCAGACGCCGCCGGUUUACUCCAGGAUUCUACGCAAGCAAGCGGAGAGGGAGACCACCGUGAUCCAGGAGAAACACCCGUCGCCGACGAUCGAGCAACCGCUGCUGCAUCACGACAUCCGUCGGCCGCGAUCCCUGACCUCUCUGAAUACCGAGCUCACAGAGACCCGCUCGUUGACCGAGGUGACGGAUGCCUCGCACGCCAAAUAUCGGGUGGCGAGCAUUCUGGCGCCGACCCCGCCGCCGCCGCCGCCGAUCGCGCCUACCACGUCCUCUACCACGACUCACACCGCCGUUCAACAUCGCGAGCACCGUUUGUUGCGCGAAGAAAUGACCGAACCACUGGUCGAGCCGCAGGUAGUCGCGCCCCGCCGUCCGGAGAUCACGACUCACGAGGUGGACGACGUGUUCCUGCGUACCGUCACGGAGAAGAAGACGAUCGAAGACGUGGAGCGUCAUAGUCGCCAGAUCACCGAGUACCGCGCCAGGUCUCAACCGCCACCGGAUCUCAAAUGGGACGUCACCAUCAGGAACUAUCCGACGGAUAACGUGCCACCGCCUCCACCGGAAUGGGAGAACUUUUCCGAUGUUAGCUCGGCCUCCAACUUGACCAUCACGAACGAGCCGACGAAUCAUCUGGCGGACGACGAACCGGAUGUACACAUCGAGCCGACUUAUACUACGCGCGCGGAGAUUCCAUGCCGACCACCACCCGCGCGUCGUUCCCUCGACGAUGCCGACGCUGAUUGGUACACCAGGUUGGCGCGAGUGCUGGAGCCGCGUUAUGCCACCGAGUUGACGGACGAGGAGCGUAUCAAGUGGCGCGAGAUCAUCACAACGGAGAGCACGCUGCGGACCCUGCUGACCGAGGCAGUGGUCAAGGAGGAUUACGAGCUGAUACGCAAGGAUGCGAGAUACGUCAACUUGUUCCCGCCAGCGAAGUGGGACGUGAUUAUCCGGAUCCUGAGCCCACCGCCGACGCACACCGGUUCCACCUCGUCCUCCAGCCACGGUAAGAACCACGGCCAGAGGUACAAGAGGUCCAAAUCGUCGGAAUGGGACACCAGAUCCAGACGCUCCUCCCUUCCUACCCUGUACGAGUACGAGAGCGACGGGGGCAGCUCGGCGCGCACUUUAGGUACCCAGAGUCAUCAUCUUCAAACGUCGCAGUCCGUCACGACCGGCGGACAGAUCAUUGGCCGUCGUCGACCGGGCGGAUCUGUUCGUUCGCGGGGAGCCGGAGUUGGCAGCGAGGCCGAUCUGAGAUCGAUGUCCGAGAUAACCGUCCGUGAUUUCGCCCGGAUGGACAGAGACGAUCUGACCAGCUUGAGCUCCUUCGAAGGUGCGGACUCGUUGGUCAGAUCGCUCAGCCAGCCCAGCCUGGCCAGAUCGGGUUCGGAGUUCACCGAGCACUGGGGCAUGCCUUCCGGUAUUCUGCCGCCGUGGGCGUCCGAACACGCGGAGGACGGCGUCAGCUCCGUGGAAACGACACCGAGGGCGAUCAGGAGGGGCGACAGGCUGGAGGUCCUUGCCUCUUUCGACGAGCACAGGAGGGGCCCGGCCAUCACGAGAUCGAGUCGAUACAGCGAAAGGGAGCUGAGCGUACGCGUGACAGAAAGUCAAAGAGCCUCGGACUGGUUUAACGACAACAAUUCCGAGCCGGAGAUGCAGAUCUGAGCGGUUGCGAAACAGAUUACAGAUUCUCGGUUUUUACCUCGAAUCCUUUAGGUACGGAGAUGACAUUCCUGGACCUCGAAGGUCUGAGUAGAGUUAGUAGGGAUAAAAGUCGAUAAUAGGGGGCGACACCGUACCACUUGCACUUAACAAAAUCGAACCUCGAGAUCGUCCUUUUCUAAUUCUUUAAGCAGUGAAUCUCUUAAUGUGCAAUAAAACCGGUUAUCCAAACCGGUUGAUUUCAAUCGAGUCCAUUUCGAGCGCUAUAAAUUGCGCGAAAAUAUGAAUAACAUAAUGUCAACGGAUGCAGCAAUUAUGUUCCGAGAAAUCGAUACCUUUUUUUUUUUAACAAAUUCUCAUUAGAGAAUGAAAAUGUUUAUUUUGAGAUUCAGAUUUUACAAUUUUCAAAUAAUAUUCGAAUACGAGAAAUGUGUGCUAUUGUAAAAGUCAAGUUCAGGACGCCGCGAGGUGAAAAGAAAUUCGUUGAAGAGUCAGCAGAGUUUCCAUCUUAAUCCUUCGCAACUUCCGCGUUCUCUAUUCUACUGCGAGCCACAAUACGAUGGAUUAUGAUUUAUACGGGCAUCGCUCGUAUUUUUCUUAUACGGAUAACACCGUUUCGGUCGGUGUGUCUACGUGACUCGCGCAUUACGAGUGCAUGCCGCGUUCGUUUUGCUCUCAACUCGAAGCGUCCUAUACAAUGAUCGAUAUCUUGCCUAGAACGAGGCGCAAUGCACACAGGGAGCAGCAGCGGUGGCGACGAGAUAACGCUCCGCGAUCGUCGGUGUAAAAUGCAUUUUGUUUGUUAGCGGCUAGCCAUGCUGUUCUUUCUUUCUUUCUUCCGUUCUUAUACCGUCGGUUCUAUACCGCUGCCCUACUUCCUUCAUGGCUCACGGCCAUUCACUGCCGAUUUCGUCCUCGCGCCCGGGGACUCACGCUCAACCGCACAAAUGCAGAAUUGUCCCAAUUUCGGGAAUCCGUCUCCGUCUCACCGACGUCAAGAUCUCGUGUAUUACGAUAUCCCGAAACUUGGGGAAUUCGGCCGCCACUCUCUUCACACGUCACUCGUAACGCGAGAUCUGGAUUGUGCUUAGUUAUUCGACCUCGAUCUCGCGAGUGGGUCUGCAGAUUCUGGCGAGAGUACCAUAAAAUUAUGCACAGUUUGUAGAAAUUAAGCCAUUAAAGCCCAGCUUAGUUGUCACUUUUUUUUAUAUCGGUAGUUGUAUUUAAAAAAAAUAUAUAUGAGUGCAACUUUUAUUGUCGCACUUUUUGUAACCGUAGAACACAUUGUUGGGACUAUUUCAUUUAUACUUUUAAAUAUAUAUCGAGUUGAGAAGAUACCACUCGAGAAAGUUACGGGCUUCAAUGGGUUAAUCGGCAAACGUAUCAAUCCACAGGGGAAUAAUGCAAGAAAACAAAUUACUGGAUGGGAAAAAGCAAUAAAUAAUAUAGCGUAAUCAUGUACGAGAGGACAUGUCGUCUGCGCGACGCAGCCUGAUGUCCUCAGCUUCCUAACGUUCGAUAAAUCGGGAGAUCUCAUUCGGAGAUCGCAGGGAACAACACGUAGCUCUCAAGAUUAAAAAAACACUCCCGUUUUGCGGUACAACUGCGAUAAUAGUCUACUUAAGUAGGUAACGAAACACACGGUGCUGGGUUAUACGCUUCGUUAGCUAGAACUCUCUUUUCGAGAACAUUUACCUAAUCCUGUCCUCGCUCCUCUUCCCCCUCCCAUCCCUCAACUAUUCCUUCCGAUUUUAAUGUAUUUCGUCGGGAUGCCUGGACUCGACCGAGACACGUAUCGACCGGCGUGGUACGUUCGCGCGUAGAUAGGUAGAUAUUUGUAAUUACGUACUUUUAUAGCUAAUGUAUAUUCACACGUAAUUUUAAAACUAUGCGUAACUCUCUCUCUCUCUCUCUCUCUCUCUCUCUCUCUUUCUCCGUGCUAUCCUCCGUGCAGUCAUUAGAAGCUUAUGAAGUCCUCCGAAUGCCCGAGUUGCGAGACGGGAGUUUGGAGCUUGCAGAUUCUAUUAAUGUAUCACGGCGCGAUUAUAUAGUUCUCGCGAUCGUACGUAAAUCGCUUCGGAAUUUCCUCCAAUCGUCAUCUUCUCAAAACCGUUACCACCGAGCAACGAUGUUAUCCUUCGCUUUGAGCUCGCGUGUGCUUGUUUAAAAUUAUCAGAUCGCGAGCGAAGGCAAGUUGCGAAAUAAACGGCAAACUUCGAGCUUAUCUCUAGAGGAAUAUUUGCGCGAAUGUUUAAUGCAAUAAUAUGAAGUAUCGCAGUGUAACAGUACCUAUUCGUACAGUCUCUUAGGAUAUUCAAAGUUCUCGAUAGAAACUGCCUGCAUUAUUUUCAUACAAUCGUCGUAUACUGACGCGGUUAACUGUACGCCGUGUGUUAUAAUUCAUACGUUAUAGCGCGUUUAAUUGUAAUACAAAGUUAACAGCACUAGUGGCAAAACGAUUGGCACUAUUUUCUAUUCACGCGCGAUUCAAUGCGAUCGACGGUGCGAAUAAAAAGCUCGUUUUUUUCAUUGUUCGACAGGCCCGAUUUAAAUUAUUUGCGACGAAAUAAAUUUCAUCUCACAAGGAAUCAAUAUUAUAAUUACAUGAUAUUACAUUGAGCGCGUGAUAUUCUACGGAAUUUGUAGAGCGUGGCGCAUGGGAGGAAAAAAGUCACACCGUUGGUGCUUUCUUUACACAUGUAAUUGUAAAUCAAAAUCGAUAAUAAAGUUAUACAUAUUUUGAGCGUCGAGAAGAAUACCGAAGACCGAGACGUUAAGCGCGCGCAUCGAUGAAUAAAACAUAAGGCUUGCAUGAAAAGAAUAUUAAGCGCGGAUAAUAGGGUCAUAAAUCAUAUCGAGAAAUUAUAUCUAACGAGUGUUAUCAACGUCGAAGUUUUUAUCUCGACGCCGAGUUACAUCGAGUUUUCAGGAUGUCUUCUAACAAAAGAAUCGCUGUCGGGAGCAGGGUUCGGUGUCGAAGAAAGGAGGAAAAGGUGCCUGAGAUAAGAGAAAUUAAUGAAACGCUUGUAUUUAACUUACGGAAAUACGGUUAACGUGAAAUGGGAGUACUAAAGCGACGACGCGUCGAAAGCUUUUAUCAGGCGGAAUAAAGCGCUGCAUUGUUAGAAAUUAAUGUAACUGAUAACUAUUAGAUGCCUUAUCUACAUAUAUAUUUUUCUAUCGACUUUUGUAACGGAUGCGAAUUGCGUUUGGGUCGUCCGAUCGUUCGACAUAGAUUUGCCCUUGUAAUAUUUCAGUCGGCGGACUCGCGUGAGCGCGAGUGUGAAAUGAGUGCUGCCGGGAAUGGUGCAUAAUGAAAUGGGGGAUAAGAUUGAAGGAGAACAGAGAAAAUCGCCUGGCAGGGACAAAAAGAAUCCGACGAGAAACGAUACGUUCGUUGUCCGAUCGAUGAUAAGCGGUGGAUAUGUAAGUUGAAGCUAAACUCCUAAAUUAUAACUUCUAAUAAACGCUGACAGCCCACGAACCGCGUGUUUGAGUGCGUUGUAAAUCAUGUAACCCUCGUCGCUUCAUAUUACUCUGCAGAAGAUUAAUUUACACGGCUCGACGUGUUGUCGAAGUUAUAUGAUAAAAUAGCGCAAGUUCGAACGGCAAUCAGGCCCGCGCGCACAAAUGGACAAGUGUAAUAUGAUCUUUCGAGCGAGUUCGGAGAGCAUGGCUAUUAAUAAAAUUGAUUACUAAAAACAA